Messenger RNA from Cylicostephanus goldi, 711 nucleotides. Lineage: Eukaryota; Metazoa; Nematoda; Chromadorea; Rhabditida; Strongylidae. The record is from the annotation of a GenBank genome assembly.
AUGGAUGGCCGUGAGAUCAAUUUUCCAAUCUUGUGCUGCGCGGUCAUUUCAUGUACAUUGUUGUCACUAUCGCAGAACACUCAACCGUCAAAUUUCUUGCUCUAUAAAUCCACUGUCGAGUACGAGAUUUGCUAUUGCAGCUUUUCUCUCAGUGACUUUCACGCUACAGAAAUAUUUGGUUAUGCUACACGAUUAUCGGAGGUUGACGCUUGUUACCUUAGUCAAUCGCUGGAAUUUCAAAAGAGACGCAUACAGUAUGCUCAGCUAAUCGCUGACUUUGGAGGAUUUGUCAAUGAUGCGUUCAGAUAUUGCCUGGAAAUUGCGUCUUAUAUUCGCGGCAAUAAACAUUUACUCAGUGCACAAGAAUUGACAGACUUUUGCGAUCUGGCUGACAGGCUCAAGUAUGCUGCUUGUGCUAGUGUUGAUGAGAUGUCAUCGAUUCGCUCUCUACGCACUAUGGAACAAGAAAGGAAGCUAACACUACAAUCAUGUGAAGUUGAGUCUGGAACAUGCAGUGCAUCAGCCACUCCUUUGCCGAAGUCGUCCCCUUCGCAAAGAUUCAUGACCGAAUUGGACAUGGCUGAGACAAGCGGCAAGCAAAUGCAGACUCAAACUCCUCUUUGUCCUGGUUCAUCGACGCCAUCUCCUGUAGUGAACUCUCUGCUACCAGAGGAAGAUGUUGUUAGUCAGCAGAGCGAUGUUGGCGCUUAA